AUGGAUCCCAACAACAACAACCCCUUCCGCUCGUUCGACGACUCGCUGCUGCGCGAACUCCCCCAGCUUCAAAGCCUCCGCAUCGCUCCCAUCCGCCAGCCCGUCUCCCGCCUGCUGACCGUCCCCUCCCCGCUCGAGCCCAAUGCCAGCCAGGCCAGCCAGGCCAACCAUGCCAGCCAGUCCCAAACCCCCAACCUCUCCUCCCACAAUGACUCCGCCCCUGAUCCCCGGAAGAAGGCCGACGCCGACCUGCUGAGCCUGGACCCGCUGCCCAAGCCCAUCCUGCCGGCCUUCGUCAACAUGCGUGCCCUGGAGCGCUUCCCCUACUCCUUCGACGACGACACCCUCCACUUCCGCAAACGCAGGCGUUUGGUCCACCCGGACACCUUCAGCGAGCACCUGCAGCUGCCCAUCCCCCAGGCCCAGAAGGAACAGCGCCGGCCGCCCUUCGGCCCGUUCGCCAUCCUCAACGGCCUCAAUGAGCCGCCCCCGAACGCCGCCCUGCUCCCUCCCAUCGAGCCCGGCUCCAUCACCCAGCUACUGACCAAACCCUCCCGUGUCGCGGAGCCGGCCUUGCCGGCCGCUAACCCGGUCGCAGAUCCGGUCGAGCGCAGAGAGGGCCGCAUCGAGGACAUCCUGGACUCCCCUCUUGACAAGACAACAGACAGCGACCAGAGCGACGUCGCCAGCGCGCUGCUGGACUACUCCCCGCCGGAAGCCCGCGCCGAGAAGACCGAUACCGAAGCAGACCUCAAGGACGCCUCGGCCGAGGACAGCAACGAGCCGCUGUCGCCGAAAACGCGAGGACGGUCGCGCAAGAACCUGCGCAAGUGGACCGAGGAGGAGACCACGGCGCUGCUCCGCGGCGUGGUCAAGUGCGGGAUCGGCAACUGGACGGCGAUCCUGGCACAGCCCGAGCUGAAGUUCAACAAGCGCAGUGCGUCCAACUUGAAAGAUAGAUUCCGCGUCUGUUGCCCCUGGGCCUACCGGGCGGCGGACCCCAACGAGGCCACGAAACAGCUGCAUGACACGCUCGCCAACGCCCUCUCGCGGGCUGAGAACGAGGGCUCCGACGGCACCGCGGGGAAGAUCCAUCUGCCCCGCCCGCGUCCCAACGAGCACACCCCGGUCCCCCUCGAGCCGGCCAAAGAGACUGACAAAGCCAAGCCCAAGCCCGCCUCCAAAACCACCCCGACUCUCACCAGUCGAUCCCAGUCGACCCUCGCGUCGUUGGGCAUCCCGGAGCCGCACUUCACGAUGAAAUCGCGCCGCCGCUCGCGCCGCCCGUUCACCGACGUCGAGGACGAGGCCCUACUGAAGGGCUACGCCGUGCACGGCUUCCAAUGGACGCUGAUCCAGCAGGACAAGCGACUGAACCUGAGCCACCGCCGCGCGACGGACCUGCGCGACCGCUUCCGCACCAAGUUCCCGCACGCGUACCGCGACGGCGGCUCCGUCAGCGGGCGCACGUUGCACAAGGACGGCCUGAAGAGGAGCCGGCGACAGUCCAGCAAGAGCGGUCCGACGACGGGCCACGGACCCAUCGAUCCGGCGCUGUCGCCGCCCGCCCCGCCGCAGCUGCUGGAGUCGGCGGCCGGUGCGUUUCCGUUUCCGUUGGACGAGAAUACCGCCGCGGUGGACGCGACCUGGGCGGAUAACACCCUGCCGCCGAUGAUGUGGGAUGAUUGAGAUGAUUGAGAUGACUGGUUGUGGUUGUGGUUGUGGCGCCAAUUAAUUUUCGGGUGUCUCGUUUGAGACUUUGUGAUGAUGACGAGUCGAGUCGAUAGGAAUGUUGUACUGACUACUACUGACUAACCUCUAUGCUUAGUUUAUACGUGGUGAUCGUGCCUCUGAUAGAUCUGGUCCCUGAUCUCUGAUAGAUACGAUAAACCCUAGAUACCUAUACCUAGAACAUAGAUACCCCGAACCUCUGC
Messenger RNA from Aspergillus heteromorphus CBS 117.55, 1934 nucleotides. Its product is annotated as telomere repeat binding factor family protein. The coding region runs from base 1 to 1689 and encodes 562 amino acids. NCBI's taxonomy places the organism in Eukaryota, Fungi, Ascomycota, Eurotiomycetes, Eurotiales, Aspergillaceae. The transcript has 3 exons. The record is from RefSeq and is a predicted model, not a curated record.